This is a messenger RNA of Durio zibethinus, 2151 nucleotides long. RefSeq names its product 4-coumarate--CoA ligase-like 9. Gene Ontology annotation, molecular function: CoA-ligase activity. NCBI's taxonomy places the organism in Eukaryota, Viridiplantae, Streptophyta, Magnoliopsida, Malvales, Malvaceae. The record is from RefSeq and is a predicted model, not a curated record.
UUAAAAUAAAAAAUUCAUAAAAAAUUUGAUUAAUCCCUGAUUAUAAAUUCUGUAGUAAAAACUCUUUUCUCAGAUUCUGCCAUGAUUACAUUUGUUCUGGGCAUUUACCUUGCAAUAAUUAAACCGUCGAGAAACCAGAAAAAAUAAACGUCAUUAACUUACAAAAAAUAUUUAAAAAAUUAGAAAACGAUCAGUCCUUUUCUCGUUACUUUUGUCAACUUCAGAGACCUUUUUGCAAACAGUGGUAAGUGAAAAGUCACUGCAGCCACAUAAUACUCACUGCCAUGGCAAAAGCAGUAGCCAAUCCCCGCCAUUCGAUAGAUCCAAACACCGGCUUCUGUCCCCAAACAGCAACGUACCACAGUCUCAGACCACACGUACCUCUCCCUCCGCCUUCGCAGCCUCUCUCCCUCCCUCAGUAUGCCCUCUCCCUCCUCCGCUCCUCCACCACCCCCAGAGGCGGCGACACCACUUUCAUCGUCGAUGCUACUAGCGGUCACACCCUCUCGUACUCCCGAUUUAUCGCUCAAAUCCAUUCCCUCGCUUACUCCAUCCGGAAAAACUAUUCGCUUUCCCAAAACGACGUCGCUUUCAUUCUCUCCCCUCCUUCGCUACAUGUCCCUUUGCUUUACUUCGCUCUUCUGUCGUUAGGAAUCGUCGUCUCUCCUGGCAACCCGCUGGGUUCCGAGUCGGAGAUUACUCACCAGGUUCAACUCAGUAAACCCGUCAUUGCCUUCGCCACCUCGAAGACGUCUUCCAAGCUUCCAUUUCUCAAACUCGGAACUGUCCUCCUUGACUCGCCUGAGUUCCUCUCUUUCUUAGCUCAACCCAAGGUCGAUGACGACGUCAUCAACAAAGUCCAGGUGAGUCAGCACGACGCAGCAGCGAUACUUUAUUCUUCUGGGACAACCGGGCGAGUCAAGGGCGUAAUGCUGAGUCACCUGAACCUAAUAGCAUUAAUUGCCGGGUUUUACCACUUACGGCAAUUUCACCAGGGGGAGGAAGCGCCGCACCCGGUGUCGUUUUUCACGGUGCCUUUGUUUCACGUGUUCGGGUUCUUCAUGCUGGCGAGGGCGUUUUCGAUGGGAGAAACUGCGGUUUUCACUGAGAGAUUUGAAUUUGAGGGAAUGUUGAGAGCCAUAGAGAAGUACAAGAUAACUUACAUGCCGGUCUCCCCGCCGCUUGUCGUGGCGUUUAUUAAAUCAGAUUUGACUAAGAAGUAUGACCUCAGCUCCCUUCUGCUGCUCGGAUGCGGUGGAGCUCCGCUUGGCAAGGAGGUCGCUGAGCAGUUCAAGGAGAAAUUCCCCACCGUGGAACUUAUUCAAGGAUAUGGGCUGACUGAGACAGGAGGAGGUGCAACUAGGGUGAUAGGGCCAGAGGAGGCAGCUCGGUAUGGGACUGUUGGCCGCCUUGCUGAAAACAUGGAAGCCAAGAUUGUUGAUCCUGGAACUGGGGAGGUCCUUCCUCCUGGACAGAGAGGGGAACUAUGGUUGCGAGGGCCAACAGUAAUGAAGGGUUAUGUAGGUGAUGAGAAGGCAACCGCUGAAACCUUGGAUUCAGAAGGCUGGUUAAAAACUGGUGACAUUUGUUACUUUGACUCCGAGGGGUUUCUCUACAUUGUAGAUAGAUUGAAGGAAUUAAUCAAAUACAAGGCAUAUCAGGUCCCUCCAGCUGAAUUGGAACAUAUACUUCAUUCCCAUCCUGAAAUUGCUGAUGCAGCUGUGAUUCCGUACCCUGACGAAGAAGCAGGGCAGAUUCCCAUGGCCUAUGUAGUAAGAAACCCUGGAAGUAGCAUCACUGAGGCUCAAGUCAUGGAUUUCAUUGCAAAACAGGUUGCACCAUACAAGAAGAUCCGACGAAUUGCAUUUAUCAAUUCUAUUCCAAAAUCUCCAGCAGGAAAGAUCUUGAGAAGGGAGUUGGUUAAUCAUUCUCUUGCUGGUGGUUUGUCUAAAUUAUAAACCAUAUCUGGAAUACACGACACGAGAUUUUGCCGGGUUUUGAGAAGGACCUGCAAUAAACAUGGAAACUUUCUUCGCAUCUUGCUUCAAGCUUUGUUUAUCACUGCUGGCUGGUUAUAUCGAUUACAGUUCAAAUUGAAAUGAAAUUCCCUUGACACGUUUCCAUUUGGCAUUUAAUAAGCUAAUUCUUAAU